Molecule: messenger RNA, 2210 nt
Organism: Lepus europaeus (European hare)
Lineage: Eukaryota; Metazoa; Chordata; Mammalia; Lagomorpha; Leporidae
Gene: TMEM178A
Product: transmembrane protein 178A
Exons: 8
Coding region: 1149-1496 (115 amino acids)
Biological process (GO): regulation of cytosolic calcium ion concentration; negative regulation of osteoclast differentiation
Cellular component (GO): endoplasmic reticulum membrane
Source: RefSeq, a predicted model, not a curated record
UACGCGGUUGGCGGCGGACGGGCGGCCAGUGGCGCGGCCCCUUCAGGCUCCUGAGUUCCUCGGCUCCCGCAACAACAAAGUUGGGAGGCUGUAGUAUCUGGUCCCGGUCCUGAGCAGGUGGUGUGGUUUUAACUGGCAAGACAGCCAAGUCCAAACUUUUGUGUUUUUUGAGCACCUCCACAGAGUGCCACGGCCUUUCUGGGGUUGCGGUGGGGGAGCCCUGUCCCUCACCCCCAAACACACACACACACACGCGCAGGACGGUGGGCUGUGCCUGCUCCGGUUCCCGACACCCGGCCCUCGGGGGGUAACCCUGGGUGGACGGCGUGGGAGGCCGGCGGCGCGCGGAGCGAGGCGGUGACUGACCUCCCUCACCGGAGGGCGGGGACCGUGCGAGCUGUCAGGCGGCCCAGCAAACGCGGUGCAGGCUGCAGCGUGGACCACCACGUCCACUCCCGCACCUGAAAGGCAAACACGUGACAGCCCAGGAACGCUUCGGCUGCGACCUUCCCUAGCCAAAACUCCACCCUGCCGAAGACGGCGACUGGGAGCCUGGCGUCCAAACUUCAGGGACACCAGCACCGACUGAUGAUACCUUUUGGUUCAUUGCAUCCAUGAAGACUUCUGGGGAAAAUGAGAAUGCAUUGUCGUGUUUCCCACAUUUGUGUAAAUCACCGGGGUCAGCACAUCUGGAAUGCAAUGGAUAAGCCUCACCUUGAAAAAACCACCUUCAUGGUCAUUGUAUUUCCCCUGCCAUGCUCUGGGAAGCUUUCCACUGUGGAAAGGGCAGCAGGCUUCCAAUGUACUCCUAGACCUCAAUAUUGACCUGGAUAGCAAUGCCUUGGGUUGGAUCCGUGGAGGAAUCACCGAGAACUUUAAUACCUGAGCCUGGAUGCACCCCAGGCUAAUUUAAUGGACAUCUUUGGCAGAUUUUGGGAAGCUCCAGGUGAAGUAGGUUCUGGAGCCAGGAGUCCUAAACAGUGACCCUGCCCCUAAGACAAGGUAUUGCCCAGCGAUGCACAGCUAUCAAGUACCACUUUUCACAGCCAAUCCGCUUACGAAAUAUUCCUUUCAAUUUAACCAAGACAAUACAGCAAGACGAAUGGCACCUGCUUCAUUUGAGAAGAAUCACUGCUGGCUUCCUGGGCAUGGCUGUCGCCGUCCUUCUGUGUGGCUGCAUUGUGGCCACAGUCAGUUUCUUCUGGGAGGAAAGCCUGACCCAGCAUGUGGCUGGACUCCUGUUCCUCAUGACAGGGAUAUUUUGCACCAUUUCCCUCUGCACGUAUGCUGCCAGUAUCUCCUAUGAUUUGAACCGGCUCCCGAAGCUAAUUUAUAGCCUGCCUGAUGAUGUGGAACAUGGCUACAGCUGGUCUAUCUUUUGCGCCUGGUGCAGUUUAGGCUUCAUUGUGGCAGCUGGAGGUCUCUGCAUCGCUUAUCCCUUUAUCAGCAGGACCAAGAUUGCACAUCUCAAGUCUGGCCGGGACUCCACGGUAUGACUGUCUGCACUCAAGGCCUGACCACGGUGUGGGGAACUCCUGAAGGGAGCGGAGUAGAGCUCAUGUCAGGAUUCCAAGCACAAAGGGGUCUUUUACAUUCCCACCUGUUGCCUGCCAGCCCUUUCUGGAUGACUGAAAUAAAAUCUUGCAAAACCUCCCAACCUUUCUAAGGACAAGACUACUGUGGAUUCAAGUGCUUUAAUGACUAUUUAUGCUUUGACUGUGAGAAAUUGGGAGCAGUGCCAUGGAACAUUGCUAAGUGAAGGAAAAAAAGAAAGUGCAAUGGAAAGAUUUGUAUGAUUUCCAUUUAUUUCAGAGAGUUUGUAUAUAACAGUUACCUGAGAGUCAUUUCUAUUUGCAAAAGGAUUCAUAACAAAGAGAGUAUAAUUUUCUUGUCAUUGUACCAUGCUUGUUCAGUUUUAAUGCAGCAUCUUCAGAACUUGUCCUAAAAUGGGGUCUUGUUAUGUCAGCAUCUAAUAUUUGUGCAUUCUUUGUGGAUGUUCCCUGUCACAGGAAGAGUCUUCUUCUGUUGCCUUAUUAUUUUUUUUAAUUGAAAUCUCUCCUCUGUUUUUGUACUGGAAUCAAAAUCAUAAGAAAAACAGAUCAUCCAUGCAAGAGCUAACCCGUGACACUAUGCAGUAUUGUUUGAAGUCCUAUCUGUUCUUCAACUUCUGUCUCUUUGUGUCAACUGGAUUUCUGCAUUAAAUGACUGCC